Molecule: messenger RNA, 7486 nt
Organism: Malurus melanocephalus (red-backed fairy wren)
Lineage: Eukaryota; Metazoa; Chordata; Aves; Passeriformes; Maluridae
Gene: FBXO8
Product: F-box protein 8
Exons: 6
Coding region: 199-1158 (319 amino acids)
Biological process (GO): regulation of ARF protein signal transduction
Molecular function (GO): protein binding; guanyl-nucleotide exchange factor activity
Source: RefSeq, a predicted model, not a curated record
GGGCAGGAGUCGGGGCGGCGGCGGCGGCCUCGGCCUCCCUGUCGAGGCUCCUUCUCUGAGCCUGUCCGCCUCAGCCUGUCCGCCUGACCCCGCCGCCGGGCCCGCGCAGCUCCUCCUGCCCGGCGCGGCCAUCGCACGGAGGCGGGCCGGGCUCGUCGCGGCGGCGGUUGGAACCGAGCUGGCACAGCAGGCUCGCAGAUGGGUCAGGGGCUCUGGAGAAUUGCUAGAAACCAGCAACUCCAGCAGCAAGGAUACAAUGGACAAGGCUAUCUUACCCGAGAGCAUGGUAGGAGGAUACCUGCUAACAAUGUUUCCAAUACAAGCCAUCGCAAACAAGCCCAAGGAGGCAUUGACAUCUACCACCUGUUGAAAGCCAGAAAAUCUAAAGAACAAGAAGGAUUCAUUAACCUGGAAAUGUUGCCACCAGAGCUUAGUUUUACCAUUUUGUCAUACUUGAAUGCAACUGAUCUCUGUCUAGCAUCAUGUGUCUGGCAGGAUCUGGCAAAUGAUGAGCUCCUCUGGCAAGGGUUGUGCAAAUCCACUUGGGGUCACUGUUCUAUAUACAAUAAGAAUCCACCUCUAGGAUUUUCUUUUAGAAAAUUGUAUAUGCAGCUAGAUGAGGGCAGUCUCACCUUUAAUGCUAACCCUGAUGAGGGAGUCAACUAUUUUAUGUCCAAAGGCAUACUAGAUGAUUCACCGAAGGAAAUAGCUAAGUUUAUCUUUUGCACAAGGACACUGAAUUGGAAGAAACUGAGAAUCUACCUUGAUGAAAGGAGAGAUGUUUUGGAUGACCUUGUGACGCUGCACAACUUCAGAAAUCAGUUCUUGCCAAAUGCACUGAGAGAGUUCUUCAGACACAUUCAUGCUCCUGAAGAGCGUGGGGAAUACCUUGAAACUCUCAUUACAAAGUUCUCUCACAGAUUCUGUGCUUGUAAUCCUGAUUUGAUGAGAGAGCUUGGCCUUAGCCCUGAUGCAGUUUAUGUACUGUGUUACUCUUUGAUUCUACUUUCGAUUGAUCUAACAAGCCCUCACGUGAAGAACAAAAUGUCAAAGAGGGAAUUCAUCCGGAAUACACGACGAGCUGCACAGAAUAUUAGUGAAGAUUUUGUAGGGCACCUUUAUGACAACAUCUACCUUAUUGGCCAUGUGGCUGCCUAAAAGCACAAUUUGCUAGCACUUAAAAUUUAUAAUUUUCAAAAAUUACAUCAAUUCAAGAUAGUAAUUAUUUUGUAGAGAUGGGGGUUAUUUUAGUGCUGGUCAUUCUAACCUCUGUACGCAAUCAAAGUCUGUGUGUGUAUGUGUAAACUACCUUUUCUAACUAUUUUCUGUGGGAACAGAAGGAUUUUUUUCAUAUUUGUUUUUAGUUUUGCACAAAACAAUGCCAUUAGUCUGACACAGCCAUUAAUGAAUGUUAAACUGACAUUACUGUCUAACAAAGUGGUGAAUUUGUGCUUUAGAUCUGCUUGAAACUUAAAGUUCAUUUUUUUAGAAUACCAUGUAAUGUGUAUAUAUUUAACUAAAGAGAUUUAUAAUCAUAAAUAUUUUAUUGUAAAGUAUUUUAACUAAAAUUUCUCCUUUUAUCUCUUAAAUUACUGUUUGACUUUYGUUUGCAUUUUUUUACAAUGCUGACUACCUCAGAUACCUAAGUUAGAGUAACAUUGAUCUGAAUACUACAAUAAAGUUCAUUCUAGAAGAUGAUAGAACUUGUAAAAUAUUUAAGCUGGUAUUUUAUACUGUAUUUAUUAACUUGAAUUAGCAUGUUGCCAAUCUGCUAUUCAUUGAGUUUUAAAGAUCACAGGCUCUAUUUUAGAUGAACCCUGAUGCCAUACAGGGCUAGCCAGGGGGAAUCAUGCAAUGUACAGAGAGGUUUAUGUAUGUUACAUACAUAACCUAUUUUGCAGAUACUAGUUUUGGGAAACAGAGCAAAUACAAUCACAUAUUCAGCACAACAAGCAAGGAGAAAUCUGAACAAGGGAAAGUGGUAGGAGUGACUAACGUGUUGCURCUUUCAACUGGUUCCCUCAGUCUGGAAGUGUCAGUGAUGGAAAUGCCUUGGCAAAUACAUACCAGAUGAGUUGUUGCUAAAGCUGUUAAAAACUGACAGUGCAAGAUUAGAGCAGUGACUGUGUGGGAUUGGGGAGCUGUUUCAGAGUCAGAUACUGAAUUACUUUGUAAAUCUGUCAUGUAGCUAGAUUUUAAACAGUUAUAGAUUUAUGGAAAUACUUCAAAAAUUACUUGGUCGACUUGUGUCUUGAUAUUUUUUAAAGUGUGGAGAGUAUUAGCAAUGCAACUGCUGUGCAUGUGCAGAAAUUGAAUAAGGAUUUGCCUAGUUUUUGUUCAGACAACUCACAGAGCAGUGCUUUUCUUAAAUUGAUAUAACAUGUAGUUAACAUCUUGAAGUAAGAGCUGUUCCUGAUUAUGUUUGUUUACACAAUGUUCAGCUAUCUGUAGCAUCUGGAUACAUCAUGGUAACAAGUAUAUUUACUCUUUCCUUGCUUACCAUGAGGUGAGGUGGGAAGGUAUUCUUAAUUUGUAAAAUAGAACUAAUGGAGUUUUUAUGUAGAAAGCCUAUUGCAGGACUGAUCCCUCACAGUCAUACACUUUGUCUAUGCUGCUGCUUUCUGUUGGGCAACUAGGGAGUGUUACAUUUGUUUUAGAUGCAAGAAGAGUCCGUACAAGGGCUACAUAAGUGAUGGGAGGGAAAAAAAUGUAGCUAUUACUGCUAUUUCAGAUGUUUGUAGCUCUGUCCACAAACAGAAAUGCACACAGAAAAAAUACUUUUUUUUACUGAUUUAUUUAAUCAAGUGUAAAUGUCAUUGCAUAUAUGUAGCAUACACAGCCAAAGCCAGGAGCCAGCAGUAUUGUGGCUGUAUUCCAGACAGGUUUACAGUAUCACUUGCCUUGCUCAGGAUUACUUCUCUUCACCCUGUGUUGUGUCAUGUAUUUUAGAAAGUCCAAGGAUGUGUUCUGCAGUGGUCAAUUAAACUCAAACAGAAAUAAAGAGUAUAUGGUAUGGUGAGGAGCUUUGUUUAAGGUACAGGUAUUUGCUCCUUAUUACCAAAAAAAAAAAAAAAAAACCAAAAAACCUUUUAACAUAAUUUGUAAAACCAACAAUAAAGGACAAGUGUCUCUGGGCUCCUUAAAGUGAUCUUAAGUGGAGACAGCAGGAUACAGUUUUCUAAGAAAUGCUCUUCAAGUUACACACAUUAGAAGAAGAAUGUAGUGAAUUUUGAAAUUAGGAGURUUCUUAUUAGAAAAUAUCUUCUCCUCAAACCACAAAUGCAGAGCAAGGCCUAAUUCUUUUUUGACAUAUGUUUAGGUUGACAUAAGUGACACUGAUUUUAAUUUUGCACUAAUAAGAGCCUAUGAAUUGUUAGUCUGCAUUUCUCUUAAUUUCACGUUACCCUGAUACAGAGUAAGGCCUCCAGGCAGGCAGAAUAUGUUUUUUUCUGAAUAGCUGAGUACAUCUAUUAGCACGAUUUGGAAAACUUCAAGGCCAAUGUAGCAGCCAAGAAGAUAUAUUAGAAACAGGAUGAUACAACUCAAGUUUCCAUGAGACAAAUCCAGGAGAAACAAAACCCUAAUGACAUGCAGAUAACAGCAUCUGAUCUUCACCAUAGGAUUUUGAACAGUUUUAGAUGAUCAGCACCCUACUCAUGUUGUAUAUUAUUUUACUAACACAGAGUUGAAUAGAAAACAGCAAACACAACAUGUCAAGUGUGAAUUCCCUCAGAGGCAGCCACGAAACAACUAAUUGGUAUAGACAUUUAUUCUGUCCUUUAUCUGGUUUAAGUCUAUCUCUUAAGUGUCUGAGAAGUAAUUUUUUGCAUUUUAGCCAUCUAGACUUUACACGAAGUUGUGUGAUUUUCUGUUUUAAAAGGAGAAAAACAAGUCUUAAGCAGGUGUAAUAGUACUCUUAAAUACUGAGAAAAAUUCUGUUAGCUGUCCUCCAGAAACUCUUUGAAAAACAAAGAUUUGGGCAGUGUCUUCUUCAAUGCACUUGGUGCCUCCACGCACAUUUUAAAAUAAUGAUACUUCAUUGAUCCAGGUGUCACUAAAUGAUGUGAUGUGGAAAUAGCUACUUGAUCAAGCACUUCAAAAGACUUAGGUAUAGGAUCUCAAGCCAAAUUGCAUGAGCAUGAUCAUGCUUUUAACUGCAGAGUGAUUCCCAAACUAUUGUGAUUCCACCACUGCAUGUCCUUUGAACUUUGGCCGUGUGGUGUUGCCUUAUCUCUUAACUGUAUGCAUUGUACACAGCACUGAAGGAAGAAAUGAGCCUGCAGCCCAUCCCCCCUAGCUGUUCUGGUCCUAAGACAUUGGAAUUGUUCUGAAUGGCCAUUUCAAAAAGUUCGGUAGCUUCAGUAUACACAGAUGUGACAGAAGGAAAACUGUUUUCUGUUCAUGUCAGGAAAAUCAGUGUACCUGUGUCCAUGUGUCACACAUACAGCUCAUGUUUGCCUUUAUUAAAUUCUGAGGCUCUGACUGCAUUUAUUGAAGGAAUAUAACAUAGAUGUUCACAUGGCUUAGCUAUAGACGGUGUCUGAUACUACAUGUUUUCUCAAACUCUAUUUCUGUCUAGAAUACUUUCCAUUCAAACACCAAGCAACAUAUAUAUACAGCUUUGACUUUUUAAAAUAAAUCAAAGCUGCUUCAACAUACAGAAGCCCAAACAAAUACAAGUUUGAGACAUGUUUGUCGACUUUUAAGGAAGUGAGAAAUUUGCAUUCAGGAAAAAAAAAUUUGAUUUGUUCUCUUUAACCUUUCCCUUCCACACCCCCACACUAAAAAAARAAAAUGUAAACAGUUUGAAAAUACAGCUUUAAGAAAAUAAACUGACUAGCUAGACAGCUCAAUGUUACUAUUUCCUCUUCAGUAUUCUGCAGUUCAUCAAAGUCCUUAGCAUAAACAAAUUUAUCAACAGGAAUUGCUCUUUUUUGAAGUGGUAAUUGUUUCGUUCUCUGUGUAAGGAUGUCAUUGUGCAAUCUUGUUUAGAGUUCUGUUUUUAGAAAACAAGUAUUAUUUUAAGUACUUAAACAAAAUUGAGGUAUACCUACUUGAUCAUGUUAAAAUUAUGAUAAAUACUUAGGAAAGUCAGAUUUACUUGCCCUCUAUUGGAUUAGGAUUUUUUUUCCUUUUCAAAUAUUUCAUGGAUUUAUUAAAACUAAUAAACAUUUAGGCUGAUGACUUGUUCUCUACCAUUGUAAAAUCUACCCUCUAAGCUCAAAAGCACUAUUAAAAUGGGCAAAGAUCCAACAUAAAGUAUUUCCUGUCUCACAUUAUGGUUUCAUUUUGCCUUAGAGAGAAAUACAAAUUUUAUAAUUGCAUAUAACAAUGAUUUUAGUAGGAUAAAAUUUUAUGUGAUACUGUCAUAUUUUUAAUGAGAUGUUUAAAGUUCAGACUUGCCAUAUGAUGUGUAAUUAAAUCAUAAUCAAAUAGCUAGGAGUAGCUGGAGAAGUGUGUAUGUAAAACUUAGAACAGAUCACAUUGCUCCUUCAUCACUCAGUGGUUUUGCUGAUCUUAAUGUUAGUAAAUUUGCUUUCUUAUUCAUAUAAAUAUGCUUAGAGAAAAUAGUUAAACUGAAUACUUCCAUUUCCCAUGUGAAAUUUACUUGCAUUAAAAACAAACUUUCUGUACGUACUAUUUUAGAAAAGAAAAAAUCUUCAGUUCAUUGAAAGAAAAAAGAGACUUAAUUUUUAGUUGUGUGGUUCACUCAUAGAUCCUAAUAGAGAAAACAUGAUAAAAGCACUUUUCAGAUUCCUAACAAUCCAAAAAAUGCAUUUUUCAAGCUUGAAAGUACUAUAUGUGUACCUAACAGAAAUCAAGCAUAUUUUUGUGAAAGCAAUAUGGUCAGGAUACCAGUUAUUUUCAGGGAGAGUAUUCAUUUGUAAAAGUUAGCUUUCUUCUUGGCAGUGUUGGAGUGGAAUGUUGGAUUUAAUUUAAAAUGAUUAAUGAGACUUUGUCAGACUCCCUGCCUUUACCACCACUGCAGUUUGUCAGCACAACAACCUGGGAAACCCGGACGCCACUCCGUCGCCCAAAACUGCUUUCCAGGAAAAAAUAAACCCGAGUAACUAGUGCCAGGUACGUGUCGAUGGUAUUGUCUUUCAGCUGUUGAAAGUUUAACUCUAUGCUGGGACAUUUACACAUUCUGAGAAAGUGAACCUCAUUUGUUAUUUCAAUAGUCUGUUUCUGMCAGUGAAAAGCAGUGUAAACUUUAGAACAAGCAUAGCUGUUACUAUUAACAUUAUGGAAAAUCCUAUAAUCCAUGCAGAAGAGAUACUCUUAAAAAGGGGAAAAAUAUGUGUCAAAGCUUAUUUAGCUAAUUUUUUUUCUGGAGAAAGACCAUUUAUUCAAUCUGUAUACUGUAUUCUCUUAGGAGGAACUCAUCCUUUGAGCACUAUGCAUGCCAGUAGAUUGCUGAGUGGCAAGAAAUGCUCUUGUUGGACUUGAGGUAGAUGCAGCAAUGUGUGUUCCAAGAGCCAAAAUCUGAUGAGUUUGCAAUACUUUUCAUAUAUGACCAUAACAUAAGAAAAUUACUGAUUCUUUUCAAAUGUAAGGUUGAUUUUGAAAAUUAUUUACAACUUCUCUUCUUUGCUUUCCUUGUGGAAAUUUGUUCUGUUGGUCUACAGUUUGAGUAUUGCGUUUUCUUACAYGUGAAAUAUACAAUCCCUGAAAAUAUUAUUUCAAUUUCAAAAGCGGCCUUGCCCUUCUGAGAAAACAUUUGGCUGCUUGUGCUGUGCAAGUCCUCCUUCAGUCACAAGAAACUGACUUGCAUUCACUCCCAUGGACCCCUUUAUACAUCAGUACUAUCAACUCAGCAGACAAAAAUCCUGCAGGCUUCACAGGUGGUAAAAAAGAGUUCAUACUGCUCUGCUGCACCAGGCAGAACAUACUCCUUUACGGGGCAUGAUGGCACAUUUAUUCUUUAAUCUUUGCAUUACUUUUAUCUAAGCCAUUGCUUAUGAGCUAAAAAAAGUAUUUUCAUAGCUGCAGUUUCCAUCUUCAUAUCCAGAAUUCAGACUAAUAAUUGUCAUAGUUACAUGUAACACAAUUGAACUGAAAUAUAUUUUUAUAACUGGAGAACUUCUUGAAUUUACUUGACUUCUGCAGCAUUAAUCAUCUGCAUGACAACACGAAUGAGAAAACCACAGAACUUCUUUACAAGUGCUAAAGAAGUACAUCUCUCAGAGUGCUUUUAGUAACAAUCAAGAUGCUAUAUGUUUUCACAUUAAAUGUAACUUCUUAUUUCUAUAUUCCACUUAGGAAUUUAUAUCAAUAAAUGUAUUUAAUACUUUUCCAUGCCGUCUGAAGUCUGACAGUAUCAUUUCUGAUUUGUUCUAGCAAAAGCUGACUUUUUUGGUUUUUUUCCAAUGGAAUAGCAGAAAAAUUUAAAGUAAAUAGUCAACAUUUGCAUCUAUCACUGCAAAAAUAUGGUAAAUGCUUGAAUCUUUUUUCCCUAUAAAUAAGGCUUAGAUAUGCAAUGAAA